UUUCAAGAUGGCGGCCCUCAAUGUGCUUGUGUAUCCCUGUGGACGGCUGCUCCGAGGGCUCCUGACUGGCCCAGUCGCUACAUGCUGGACUCGGCCUCCAGCCCGCGGGUUCAGGGAAGUGGUGGAGAUCCAAGAAGGGAAGACAACUAUAAUUGAAGGCCGCAUGACAGAGACCCCCAAGGAAAGUCCAAACCCCCCUAACCCCACUGGCCAGUGCCCCAUCUGCCGGUGGAACCUGAAACACAAGUAUGGCUAUGAGGAUGUUCUGCUGCUCAGUCAGUUCAUCCGGCCUUGCGGGGGCAUGCUGCCUCGAAGGAUCACAGGCCUGUGCCAGGAGGAGCACCGCAAGGUUGAGGAGUGUGUGAAGAUGGCACACCGAGCAGGUCUGCUCCCAAAUCACAGGCCUCGGCUUCCUGAAGGAUUUGUUCCGAAGAGCAAACCACAGCUCAACCGGUACCUGACCCGCUGGUCUCCCCGCUCUGUCAAGCCCAUCUAUAAUAAAGGCCACCGCUGGAACAAAGUGCGCAUGGCUGUGGGGUCACCCCUCCUGAAAGACAACAUCUCCUACUCAAGAAAGCCUUUGGUGCUGUAUCACUGACGGGGGGCAGAGCUGCCUAAGAACGUGACCAGAGUUCCUGCACUCCGGCCCCAUGCCACAGGGUGGCCCAGCUCCUCCAGCAGGCACAGGAGGCACUGGGACCAACUUCAGGGCCCUCACCCUGCCCAGUGACAGCACUGGGAGGGUGGCUGGGUCCCUGAGCAACAGUUGUGGUCUUGUAACUGGCUUGGGCCAUGCUUAGUGCUGGGGGCCGAGAGUUCUCCCUAAAGGAAUACCAUAAAGCCAGGCUCAUGGACUCCA
Molecule: messenger RNA, 859 nt
Organism: Hyaena hyaena (striped hyena)
Lineage: Eukaryota; Metazoa; Chordata; Mammalia; Carnivora; Hyaenidae
Gene: MRPS18A
Product: mitochondrial ribosomal protein S18A
Exons: 6
Coding region: 8-598 (196 amino acids)
Biological process (GO): mitochondrial translation
Cellular component (GO): mitochondrial small ribosomal subunit; ribosome
Molecular function (GO): small ribosomal subunit rRNA binding; structural constituent of ribosome
Source: RefSeq, a predicted model, not a curated record